GCCACACCUAUAGUUGCCGAUAAACUAUGAUUAUCCCUAGUCUGGGUUACUGUCAGAAGUGAGAGUGCGUAUAAAUGAGUACACCAGAUUUGGAUAGACAAACGUUUGAGUGCAAUCUGAAAUCCAGCAGACGAUUCGGGAAUACCAGCAUCUCGGCAGUUUCACCUAUUGACUUCAUUGUGGUCUUUUUGUGCAAUUCCGAUUAUCUGAAUUCAAACAACCGAGUGCUUCGACGAACAAUGUUUGCUUGGCAAUUUUUUGUAGCGGUUGUGUUGGCUCUCGUAUUGGAUGUUCUUACUUUACCGAGUUUCGGCUUUCCCGGAGGAGGGAACCAAUUUGGUCAUCACAGUACCAUUCAAUGUUUCCGGGCCUGCCGCACGCUCUCUAACAACUCUGUUAAAAAUCGUUAGAAAUCAAGGGCCUCGAUGACCUCAAUCAUUGAUAGUAAAAUUUUCGUUAGUGG
Cylicocyclus nassatus is the source of this 463-nucleotide messenger RNA. The record is from the annotation of a GenBank genome assembly. Lineage: Eukaryota; Metazoa; Nematoda; Chromadorea; Rhabditida; Strongylidae.